GGUUGAUUUUUUCAAUAGGAUCAUGUUUUUCUUGGUGUGUUAUGGAGUUUAUUCGAAGCGCUGCACCUGUGCCUGGACCCUUGCUGCGUUGCACUUAACGGAAUUAACGCUCAAGAUCUUCACCGAGCAAGCCACAGAACAUGCGGCAAGCAGGUAGCCGCAACCGAUGACACCUCUCACUACGGCUAGCUGCAUCUCACUCGUUCUUACUUAACGUUGGCCUCCGUAGCUGCCUUCUAUGGCGCUGCUGCGUUCUACCCUCCCCCGGAUUCAAGCCAUUCGAGGCAGCCCUGCACGUUAUCUCCGGACACCCAUGUGGACGAAAUCUCCACAUGCCAACAUCAUUAGCCUGACAGCAUUCGCUUCGCGGUUUCCGGCAAACGAGUUAUAAUUGCUUUGUGCAACUGAGUAACGCACGACUCAGCGGUGACGCAUAACAACUGGCGAAUAUAUUAACCUCUGAACUCAAUCAAUCGCUACGAGCCACCAACAUGACGCAGCCAGAACCACCAGGAUUGUAUCGCCAUCCGACAAGAAGCGAGAUCAUCGAUCUCGCCGCAGCAGAAGGCCAUGAUGCAGAUAUCCCAAGCAACCUCGGCUCCAUACACCAAGUGCCUAGUCAUACAUCGGAAAGAAAGCACUCGCUAGAUGAGAAGAAGGGCGAAUACACAACUGGCGAAAGAGAUGUUGAAAAGGGGAACGGCUCGGGCUCAGUCUCUAGUGCAGACCAACCCGAUGCAGAAGAGGAACCUGAACGCGAUCCGAAUGUUGUCGACUUUGACGGUCCUAACGACCCAGAGAACCCAAUGAACUGGAAAGCGUCCAAGAAAUGGGGCAUGGUCGCGCUGAUAAGCGCCAUCACGUUCCUAACACCUCUUGCAAGUUCGCAAUUCGCCCCCGGCGUUCCGGAGGUUAUGCGCGACUUCAACUCGACGAGCGAUCUACUUGAAGGCUUCAUGGUUUCAGUGUACGUCCUCGGCUUUGCUUUUGGGCCAUUGAUCAUCGCACCGCUUUCGGAGAUGUAUGGUCGGCUGCCAUUGUACCAUAGCUGCAAUUUGCUGUUCAUUGUCUUCACAAUUGCGGCUGCAGUGGCGAACAACAUGGCGCAAUUUGUUGUAUUCAGGUUCUUCAUGGGCUGCUUUGGAGGAGCGCCCAUGGUACUUGGUGGAGGGACUAUCGCGGAUCUCAUCCCACGAGAGCAGCGUGGAACUGCCAUGGCUGUCUGGAUGAUGGGUCCAACAAUAGGGCCAUGUGUCGGUCCAAUUAUCGGUGGCUUUUUGACAGUAGCAAAAGGUUGGCGGUGGAACUUCUGGUUCGUUGCUAUAGUGGGCGGCGCAUUCUUCAUCAUGUCACUCAUUCUGAUGAGCGAGACAUCUGGCAUCAUCAUUCUACAACGGAAAGUCAAUCGUCUCAGAACUGAAACAGGAAAUACGAAAUUACGAUCCAAGCUGGAUAGCGGUCUCACCCCACGUCAGCUCUUCAAGUUUUCCAUCAUCCGACCUGCCAAGAUGUUGUUCCGCUCAACCAUUUGCUUUGCCAUUUCGCUCUACAUUGCGAUUACAUACGCCUAUCUCUACAUUCUGUUCACCACCUUCACUGCGGUGUUCAAAGGACAAUAUGGCUGGCGUGGCGGCAUCACUGGUCUCUCAUUCCUCGGUCUCGGCAUUGGCUCCCUUAUCGGACAAUUCACUUACAUCCACUACGGCAACAAAGUGGUACACAAGCACAUGGCACGCGGCGACUUCCGACCUGAACAUCGGCUGAAAAUGAUGUGCAUCGGCGGCUUCUUCAUUCCUUGCGGUCUCUUCAUCUACGGCUGGAGCGUGCAAUACCAGACGCACUUUAUGGUACCUAUUGUUGCAACGGGUAUCAUCGGGUUUGGUCUGCUGAUGACGUUCAUGCCUGCAACCACAUACUUGGUCGACGUGUUUACUAUCCAUGCCGCGAGUGCAAUGGCGGCAAGUACUGUGUUGCGUAGUGUUGCAGCAGCAUUCAUCCCUCUCAGUAGUCAGACGAUGUACGCGCAAAUGGGUUACGGUUGGGGUAACACUAUGUUGGGGUUCAUUGCUACCCUACUGAUCCCAAUCCCGUUCUUGUUCAUUAGGUACGGAGAGAAGAUCCGUGCUAGAAGUACAGUUAAGCUUUGAACGCAUGCGAUGAAAUAUAGACAUAAAUAGACCUAUAUGUAAUAGCAAACCAAAUCCCA
This is a messenger RNA of Alternaria rosae, 2206 nucleotides long. RefSeq names its product major facilitator superfamily domain-containing protein. Lineage: Eukaryota; Fungi; Ascomycota; Dothideomycetes; Pleosporales; Pleosporaceae. Gene Ontology annotation, molecular function: transmembrane transporter activity. The transcript has a single exon. The record is from RefSeq and is a predicted model, not a curated record. The coding region runs from base 492 to 2147 and encodes 551 amino acids. Gene Ontology annotation, biological process: transmembrane transport.